Molecule: messenger RNA, 1376 nt
Organism: Propithecus coquereli (Coquerel's sifaka)
Lineage: Eukaryota; Metazoa; Chordata; Mammalia; Primates; Indriidae
Gene: ASCL1
Product: achaete-scute family bHLH transcription factor 1
Exons: 2
Coding region: 547-1245 (232 amino acids)
Biological process (GO): regulation of transcription by RNA polymerase II; developmental process
Molecular function (GO): protein dimerization activity; DNA-binding transcription factor activity, RNA polymerase II-specific; RNA polymerase II transcription regulatory region sequence-specific DNA binding
Source: RefSeq, a predicted model, not a curated record
CCAGGGAACGUGGAAGGCGCACCGACAGGGAGCCGGCCAGGGAGGGCGAGUGAAAGAAGGAAAUAAGAAAGAAAGGGGGUUAACAAAAUAAAAACAGCCUGAGCCACGGCUGGAGAGACCGAGACCCGGCGCAAGAGAGCGCAGCCUUAGUGGGAGAGGAACGGGAGACUCAGCAGAGCGCGCUCAGCACUGACUUUUGCUGCUUCUUCUGCUUUUUUUUUUCUUAGAAACAAGAAGGCGCUAGCGACAGCCUCACACGCGAGCGCCACGCGAGGCUCCCGAAGCCAACCCGCGAAGGGAGGAGGGGUGGGAGGAGGAGGAGGCGUAGACAGAGGAGAAAAGGCAUUUGCACCUUCUUUGCUCCCUCUCUAGGAAGUCUCCUGGGGAUUUUGUAUUUUUUUUAACUUCCUCGGGGCUCCCUCUUCAUCUUUCCCCUUCUUUCUCUGUCUGUUCGUGCACCCAAGUCCUGUCUGUGUCCCCCUCGCGCGCCCCGCACCUCGGGUCCCAGCUCGCUCUGAUCCCGCGCCUCCUUGGCCGCCGCUGCGCAUGGAAAGCUCUGCCAAGAUGGAGAGCGGCGGCGCGGGCCAGCAGCCGCAGCCGCAGCCCCAGCCGCCCUUCCUGCCGCCCGCAGCCUGCUUCUUUGCUACCGCAGCAGCUGCGGCGGCGGCGGCGGCGGCAGCGGCGGCGCAGAGCGCGCAGCAGCAGCAGCAGCAACAGCAGGCGCGGCAGCUGAGCCCCGCGGCCGACAGCCAGCCCUCAGGGGGCGGUCACAAGUCAGCGCCCAAGCAAGUCAAACGACAGCGCUCGUCCUCGCCCGAACUGAUGCGCUGCAAACGCCGGCUCAACUUCAGCGGCUUCGGCUACAGCCUGCCGCAGCAGCAGCCGGCCGCCGUGGCGCGUCGCAACGAGCGCGAGCGCAACCGCGUCAAGUUGGUCAACCUGGGCUUUGCCACCCUUCGGGAGCACGUCCCCAACGGCGCGGCCAACAAGAAGAUGAGCAAGGUGGAGACCCUGCGCUCGGCCGUCGAGUACAUCCGUGCGCUGCAGCAGCUGCUCGACGAGCACGACGCGGUGAGCGCUGCCUUCCAGGCUGGCGUCCUGUCGCCCACCAUCUCCCCCAACUACUCCAACGAUUUGAACUCCAUGGCCGGCUCGCCGGUCUCAUCCUACUCGUCCGACGAGGGCUCUUACGACCCGCUCAGCCCCGAGGAGCAGGAGCUGCUCGACUUCACCAACUGGUUCUGAGGGGCACGGCCUGGUCAGGCCCUGGUGCGAAUGGACUUUGGAAGCAGGGUGACCGCAUAACCUGCUGUCUUUAGUGCUUUCUCGUCAGCGUCAGCGACGUUGGGAGGGAGAAAAAAGGAAAAGAAAAAAAA